Ylistrum balloti is the source of this 4745-nucleotide messenger RNA. RefSeq names its product uvrABC system protein A-like. Gene Ontology annotation, biological process: nucleotide-excision repair. The record is from RefSeq and is a predicted model, not a curated record. Gene Ontology annotation, cellular component: excinuclease repair complex. The transcript is spliced from 4 exons. The annotation marks the transcript as partial. NCBI's taxonomy places the organism in Eukaryota, Metazoa, Mollusca, Bivalvia, Pectinida, Pectinidae. Gene Ontology annotation, molecular function: DNA binding; ATP hydrolysis activity; ATP binding.
GUUCUGGUAAAUCCUCUUUAGCAUUCGAUACUAUUUUCAAGGAAGGACAACGUCGUUACCUUGCUUCUCUUUCAGCGUAUGCUCGGCAGUUCAUUCAAAAUGUCGAUCGACCAGAAGUUGAUCAAGUUGACGGACUGUCCCCCACUAUUUGUAUCGAUCAAAAAUCGGUGGGACGGAACCCACGAUCAACCGUAGGUACAAUCACUGAAAUUUAUGAUUUCUUAAGACUUUUUUUCUCUCGUUUGGGAACCCCAACUUGUCCUAAUGGACAUGGACCAAUCAAAAGUCAGACGGCAGAGAUGAUUCUCAAACAGUUAUAUCAACAAAAGAAAAGCCAAACCCUUUUAAUUAUGGCUCCCAUGGUGAUUGAUCGCAAAGGAGAAUACCGUAAAGAACUAAAAGAAUAUGCUGAAAGUGGAUUUGUUCGCAUUUUAGUUGAUGGGAAGUUGAGAAAACUGGAUGAAGAAAUCCUUAUCCAGCGCUACGAAAAACAUACUUUAGAAAUUAUUCUUGAUCGAGUAAGCAUUCUUCCAGAAAACCACUCUCGAGUUGCCGAAUCAAUUUACAAAGCGGUCUCUCUCACUUCUGGGAAAGUAUCCUUUCUUGAUUAUGCAGCACUUGACGACAGCGAAAGUCCCAGGGUUACUUAUAGCUCCAAAGAUUAUUUCAUAACAAACAUCAUGAAUUCCUGUAGCACAUGUGGGGCGAGUAUUAAGGAGAUGGAACCUAAGAUUUUUUCUUUUAACUCUCCGAAAGAUGCUUGCCCCAAAUGCUUGGGACUUGGUUACUUAGAAGCUUUCGACCCUCGACUUUUCGUGGUACGACCUAGCAGAGCAAUCUUUGAUGGAGCCCUCGCCGUUCUGAAUCCUCAUGGGAAUGUCCUCUACACAAAGCGUGGGCAAAAAGCAAUCACUAAACUUUUUUCAAAAUAUAAAACCUCUUUAGAUACACCCUGGGAGAAGUUGCCAGUGAAAUUACAAGAUCGUAUUUUAGUUGGCAAGGAUAAAAGCGACUCCAUUGAAUUCGAUUGCUUAACGGUGAUUAAGAAAAUUCAUGAGAAAUAUAAUAUCAGCAACCUUAAACAGUUUCAAACCCAAGAUUUUUGUGUGACUUGUGAAGGCAGUGGAUUAGGUGAGAUGGCUCGCUUCGUUACCUUUAACGGUAGGAAUAUUCAUGCUUAUAACCAGAUGCAAGUAAAGGACUUAUUUAAAUUCUUUAACGAGGUGGAUCUUUCUCAAUUUACUGAAGAGGUAUGGAAACCCAUUCUAAAAGAAAUUCAAGAAAGGCUUUUUUUCCUUAUCAAUGUUGGUUUGGAUUACCUUACUAUUGACCGCAAGGCAAACACGCUUUCUGGCGGAGAAGCACAAAGAAUUCGGCUAGCAGCUCAAGUAGGUAGUGGAUUAGGAGGAUGCCUUUAUGUUUUGGAUGAACCUUCUAUUGGUCUUCACUCAAUCGAUAAUCAAAAACUUAUUCACACACUCCAACAGCUGAAAGAGAGACAGAAUUCACUAAUCGUGAUUGAACACGAUGAAGAGACAAUGUUGGAAGCUGAUUAUCUUGUGGAACUGGGACCCUUAGCUGGAGUAAGGGGUGGAGAAAUUACAUUUAGUGGUAAGCCAGAAAGCAUUUAUACACAGAGCAAGAAAAAUAUUUCUUCUAUUAACUAUUUGAUUGGAGAAAAAAACAUCUCUAUUCGAAAACAAACUCGAGAACCACAAGCUUAUUUGGAGUUGAAUUCUAUUAACCGUUUUAACCUAAAAAAUCUUGAUAUUAAAAUCCCCCUCGGCAUCAUGGUCGCCUUAACAGGCGUUUCGGGAUCAGGGAAAUCCACAUUUUUUCAAAUCCUUGCUGAAACAGUGAACUUGGGCAUUAAACUGGGUUUGAACAAAAUAAAAACUGAAAAGAGACACAAGGUCAGCCACUUACUUGUUAAGGGGUUGCAUCAAAUUGACAAAGUUGUAGAAAUCAAUCAAAAACCCAUUGGUCGUACUCCAAGAAGUAAUCCCGCAACCUAUACCAAUGCUUGGACAAUCAUUCGAGAUUUAUUUGCUCAAACACGAGAAGCCAACAUGCGAGGUUAUCCAAAAGGAAGGUUCUCCUUUAAUGUGAAAGGGGGGCGUUGUGAAGAGUGCAUGGGGUCGGGAGUGAAUAAAAUUGAAACUCAAAUUUUUUCAACUAUUGAAGUGAUUUGUGAAGCUUGCGACGGGAAACGAUUUAAUCAUAACACUUUAUCUGUCUACUACAAAGGAAAGAAUAUUUACGAUAUCCUCGAGAUGAAUAUUGAAGAGGCUUAUGAUUUUUUUAAUGGCAUUCCCCGACUUGAAAAAAUAUUAGGUUUUCUUUUAGAGAUUGGUCUUGGAUACAUGAAGUUAGGACAGAACUCCACUACUCUUUCAGGAGGAGAGGCACAGAGGAUCAAGUUAGCCGCUGAGUUAAGUCUCCCAAGUUUAAACAAGACGCUUUAUUUAUUAGAUGAACCAACCACUGGUCUUCACUUUGAAGAUAUUGAAAAGCUUCUUCACGCAAUCCAAAAAUUGGUGGACAAAAACAAUACGGUGCUUAUUAUUGAACACAAUUCCGAAAUCAUUAAGUCUGCCGAUCACAUUAUUGAAAUGGGGCCUAAAGGAGGUGAGGAAGGAGGAAAAAUUGUUUUUAACGGUUCACUCAACCAGUUGUCUCAAUCCCCUACUGCAACUGGAAAAUUUUUUAAACGAUACCUUGAUCGACAAGAAAAAAAAGAAAAAGGUAAAACAUCUAUUGCAUUAGAUAGUAUUUUUUCUGAGGGGCAAAGAAAAUAUUUAGAAAGCCUAUCCACCUAUGCACGAAGGUUUCUUGGACGCCUUGAAAAACCGCCUGUAGAGAAACUUGAUAAUCUCUCACCUACCAUUGCCAUUGAUCAAAAAAAAGGAGGAUCUGGUCCUCGUUCAACUAUUGCUACCCAAACAGAAAUCUAUGAUAGCUUAAGGGUUCUUUUUGCGAAUAUCGGGAUUGCUCAUUGCCAAGUGUGCUCCAAACCGCUAAGAAGGGACAGUGAAACGAUGGCUGCCAAAAAACUUAUUGAACGUUUCGGGAAGAAUCAUGGGAAUCACUCAUCCCAAGAUCACACCACUGCCCUUAUUCUGGCUCCCGCACAUCUUGCCAAUUUACAGGGGGAUUUUAUCAUCAAGGAAAUAAAAGAUUUCCCUAAAGUGAAAAAAAUUCUUUCUGAAAAAGGUUUUCUAAGAUGGUAUAUUGAUGGGAAAGUUUACAAGGCAGAAGAAAUUGGAGAUCAUUACAAAAAAUUUCAAGAAAUUUUCCUGGUGAUUGAUCGUCUUGAAAUUAAUUUAGAAAAUGAAAGUCAGUUGAUAGCUGACUUUGAGAAAGCUUAUGAGAUCGCUUCUCAAACUGCAGCAGUAUUUAUUGAAGACAAAGAACUGAUUUGGUUCACGGGUUACGAUAGUUGUUGGGAACACCAAAAUUUUAUUCGAGAGACGAUUACCCCAAGACAUUUUUCUUUCAACCACCACCUUGGUGCUUGUGAAAACUGCGAAGGUAUUGGCAAACAAAUGGGAUUAGAUGAAUCCAAGCUAAUUCCCCAUCCCGAACUUCCAUUUAUAGACGCUUUAGAUAAAAGAGUGAAGCAUAUUCUUAAAGAACGAUUAGAGAAAUUAAAAAAUUAUUGGGAUCGUCGAGUUACUUCAACGAAUUCGCUGAAUCGUUUGAUUGAAAUACCCUACCACCAACUCUCAGAAGAUGAAAAAGCAUUCCUUUUUUUUGGUAAGAAUUAUUUUAAUGAUUUUAAUAUUCUUGAUCAAAUUGAAGAAAAGUGGAGAGGUUUAAGUUUUGAAUUGCUUCCUCAAUCUUAUCAAAGAAAAAAGCAAUUUUACCAGUCUUUUAAUCAUUACUCUAUUGAUUACCAUUGGGUGAAUUCCUAUACCACCUGCCCCAUUUGUUUGGGAGGCAGACUAAAACCUUACCUGCUAAAGAUUAAGGUAGGCGAUAAGAGAAUCGACGAAAUCCUUCAUCAGGGAAUCGUAGAGUCCUAUGAUUUUUUUGUGAAUCUUCACAAUGUGUUGAAUGCUUAUCAGUUAAAAAUUUCAAAAGCGGUUAUAGAAGAAAUUACUUUUCGUUUGAAACAGAUGUUGAAUUUAGGCAUUGACUAUUUAAGUUUAGACCGUUCCACUGAUAGUCUUUCAGGGGGAGAAAUGCAAAGAAUUCGUAUUUCCACCCAAGUUGGCAAUCAGCUCCGAGAUGUCAUUUAUGUUCUUGAUGAACCUACCAUCGGACUUCACGAAAGGGAUAAUCAAAAACUAAUUAAGAUGUUGAAAUCUUUACGAGAUCUUGGAAACACUGUGAUGUUAAUUGAGCAUGAUGCCCAAAUCAUUCAAUCUGCCGACCAUAUCGUUGAUAUUGGUCCCGGUGCAGGCGAAUGGGGAGGAUCAGCUGGAGAAAGACAGCGAUUAAAAAUUGCCUAUGAGUUGGCCUUUGAUGAUCCGAAAAAUGUCCUCUACCUUCUUGAUGAACCUACAAGGGGUCUUCAUUUCCAAGACAUUGAAAAAUUAAUUGUUAUUUUAGAAAAACUCAUUUUUACUGGUGGAAGUGUUGUCGUGAUUGAACAUAACAUUGAAUUUUUAAGAAGCAUGGAUCACCUCAUCGAUCUUGGACCAGAAGGUGGGAGUGGUGGAGGAAAAGUCGUUGCUGAAGGAGAUCCUAGACAAAUUUCUAAAAAAGAUUUUACAAAAAGUUAUACUCUUGAAUAUUUGUAA